GUUUCAAGUUAUGUUUAACCUAACAAUAUGCAGAGUUACUAGUUUUAAUGCGUUAACUAGAGAUAGGAAAAAAUAUAAACAAUGACUUGUUCUUAAAAAGAUGGACCUUUUAUAGGCUUUCGACAUCUAUGUACCUGUAGUUAAACAGAAAUGUCUGGAAUUUUUGCAAAAGCGGAAACCAUCAAGUAUGUGCAGCAACAAAUUGUUAUGCAAUAACUGUCUGCCAGCCUAUAACAUUUUACCCCUAAAACCCUCUUCCGACCCCACCUACACACACUCAGACUCAGCGAGUUCGGGCCGGCAGUGGAAACUUCACCGCAUUUUGUUCGGUCAUAUUUUGUAUUGCUGCUGCGCAUCUGUGCUGUACCAACUCCUGUUAUUAUCUGUUACAUGUUACUCAAGUGUUUUGUGCAGAGUUUUAAGAAUGAGUGCAGCAGAAGAAGACAUUCAUGAGCUGGACUCAGAAACAGAGAACGAUGGGUUGAACGAUGUUGAGAUGUGUUUAAUGUCUGAAGUGGAUUAUUCUGAGCAGGUGCCAACAUACAAAUCUAGACCAGAUGGUGAAGCUGCGCCAAAAGUGAAACAGGUUGAUUUUAAUGGAAACCCAGACUCGCUGUUUUUCAACGAUGGAAUGAGAAGGAUUGACCUUGUUUUGGUCUAUGAGGAUGAGUCUAGAAAUGCAUCAGAAAAAAAAUGCUCAGUUUAUAGGAGAAAACAAAAACGAAGAGAGUGUUUUGAAGGAAGCCUGAUGGAUUUUGGUGUGGAAUUGGAGGCGACACAAUCCGUGAUCGAUGAGAAAAUGUUCUAUGUGAAACUGCACAUGCCUUUUGAAACGCUGUGUUCUUACGCUGAAGUCCUGCACAUCAGACUGCCCAUCCAGCUCAACGAUCUGGCCCCAGAAUCCUCCGGGCACAACUGCAUCACCAAGCACUUCUACCCCAGCGAAGACGUCAUUCCUAAGGAGGCGAACUACUUCACGGCCCCCUUUAGGAAGGAUCAGCUGAACCGCUUUUGCAUAAAGGACAGAGAUCAGUUCUUCACGCCAGCCAUGAGGAGCAGAAUGGCGUACUACGUCCUCAACCGAGCUCCGUAUGAUGUCAAAGGAAACGUGAAGAAGUAUGGCUUCUCCAAACUGCUGAACGGAGGCGUGUACAAAGAUGCUUAUCCAUUACAUGAUUGCAGAUUUAAUGUGAAGUCUAAAGAGCCCAGUUGCCCAAAUGAACGAUUUCUGCUUUACAACGAGUGGGCGAAUCCCAAGAGCUUCUACAAGAUGCAGCCGCUGAACCUGAUCAGGAAGUAUUUCGGCGAGAAGAUCGGCAUUUAUUUUGCCUGGUUGGGUUUCUACACAGUCAUGUUGUCCCUCGCGGCUGCAGUCGGGCUCGGCUGUUUCAUAUACGGAUACAGAACCAGAGAGAGCAGCACAUGGAGCAAAGAGGUGUGCGACCCUGAGGUUGGUGGACAGAUAGUCAUGUGCCCGCAGUGUGAUAAACGCUGUCCGUACUGGAGGCUGAACAUCACAUGUGAGUCCUCUAAAAGACUGUGUGUGUUUGAUAACUAUGGGACAUUAGUGUUUGCUGUUUUCAUGUCUGUUUGGGUGACGCUGUUUUUGGAGUUCUGGAAACGGUACCAGGCCGUACUGGAGCACGAUUGGGACACGGUGGAGUUUCUUCAGCAGGAGGAACAGCCACGACCCGAAUACGAGGCCAAAUGCAUCCAUGACAGAAUAAACCCUAUUACAAAGUCUAAUGAGAAGGUGCCGUACACGGCCUGUGGGAAGUGCAUGAGAGUGUCAUGUGGCGUCAGCACUGUGUUAUUCUGGAUUCUGUUGAUCAUAGCAUCAGUGGUCGGGGUGAUCGUGUAUCGCUUGGGGAUGUUUCUCGUUUUCUCUACGAAACUACGCGCGGAUAUGAACGAGCACAAGGAGCUGGAGCCGUUCAAAGAGUACGUCACCCCUCAGAUGGCCACUUCCAUCACAGCCUCCAUCAUCAGCUUCAUCAUCAUCAUGAUUCUCAACAACGUCUACGAAAAAGUAGCCAUCUGGAUCACAGAUUUCGAGCUGCCGCGGACCAAAACGGAGUACGAGAACAGCCUGACGCUGAAGAUGUUCCUCUUUCAGUUUGUGAACUAUUACUCGUCCUGUUUCUACAUCGCUUUCUUCAAAGGAAAGCUGGUGGGCUACCCGGGACAGCCCGUCUACUGGUUCUGGGAUUUACGCAACGAGGAGUGCGAUCCUGGCGGCUGCCUGACUGAGCUGACCACACAGCUGUCAAUCAUCAUGACCGGAAAAGCCGUCUGGAACAACAUACAAGAAGUCCUUCUGCCGUGGCUGAAGAAUGUGAUAUUUCGCCGUUGCACCCAGGUGGGUUCAGAAAAAGUUAUCCCUCGCUGGGAACAGGACUAUCAACUCCAGCCAAUCGGGAAGCUCGGCCUGUUUUAUGAAUACCUGGAGAUGGUGAUCCAGUUUGGAUUUGUGACUCUGUUUGUGGCGUCGUUCCCGUUGGCUCCUCUCCUGGCGCUGAUCAACAACCUGUGUGAAAUCCGUGUGGACGCCUGGAAAAUCACGACUCAGUUCCGUCGGAUAGUCCCGGAAAAGGCCCAGGACAUUGGAGCCUGGCAGCCGAUCCUACACGGAGUGGCGAUUCUCGCUGUGGCCACAAAUGCUGCCAUCAUUGCCUUCACUUCGGACAUGAUUCCUCGGCUGACGUAUUACUGGGCGUUUUCUGGCGGGUCAGAACACACCAUGACCGGCUUCAUCAACAGCUCGCUCUCUGUAUUCAACGUUUCAGACUUCAGUGAAAUUAGCAAACCAGAGAAUGAAACCUGGCCCAACAUCACCACAUGCCGGUAUCGAGAUUUCAGGAAUCCUCCAAAUCAUCACAAUGCAUACGAGUUCAACAUAUAUUAUUGGCACGUUAUUGCUGCCAAACUGGCUUUUAUGAUUGUUGUUGAGCACAUCGUUUAUUUCACAAAAUUCAUCCUGUCCUACAUAAUCCCGGAUGUGCCGGAAGCGCUGAAAGAACAGAUCAAACGGGAGCGUUACCUGACGCAGAAGGACCUGCAUGAAACCAACAUGAAACGGUUAAAGGAACUCAUGAAGCCCGUCACUGAGAAGCUUCAUAACGAGGUUGAAGAGCCGGAGUUGGACCUGAAGCUGUGAAGCCUGACAUUUACCAUCCUUAAUCCCUGUGAUCCAUGCGUCUUAAACCUCAAACAAACAAGCACAAGAAUGUUUGCAGUCAUUUUCAUUUUACCAGACCGAGUGCCGAGUGAAAUAUGCCUCGAAAACAGGUUUUGUGUGCAGCCCACUAGGUUUAAUAUUUUUUUAGAAAUUGCUUUUUCAUAGCCCAAGUGGGAUAUGUUAUCAUAAUUCUUUGUUUGUUGCAGACGACUGGAAAAAACAACCGCUUUUGUUCUGGCAAUCCAUAGAUGUUACCGACGUAUUACAUGUUAUGAAAACAAGUAUGAGAUUUUUUAUCACUUCUUAUAUUGAACUAAAUGUGCAAAAUCUGUUACAAAACAAUGCAAGGAUUUACAUGACUCAAGUAUUAUGCUGACAAAUCAAGUUUUUUAUGUUUGGUUUAUACAUUAAAUCAAAUAAACAGCAUUUAAUGCUUUUUAAAAUAUACUAAUACUAACAAAAAGUGCCUUAAUGUUACAAUGGUAAUACCAUGUUUUUGGAUAUGUUAAACUACUUUGGAGUACUAUAUGAAUAUUGUGUUUAUAACUAAUGUUUAUUAUGGUAAUAUCAGAAUCAUGCAUGACACUGUGAGCAUAAGAUGCCAUAAAUUAACUUUUUUAUUAUUAUUGUUAUCAACUUUAAAGUCAAGCUAACAUUUCGAUCAUGCUCUGUAUGUUUGUGAAUAUUCCCCUUUUUUGUGUGUUACCUCUUUGUACAAUACAAUGUUUACAAAUGUACGUAUAUUUUCACAUAUUGACAAUAGAAUUUUUUAUAUAAAAAUAAAUUGUUACGUUGUACAAUGUU
Molecule: messenger RNA, 3982 nt
Organism: Pimephales promelas (fathead minnow)
Lineage: Eukaryota; Metazoa; Chordata; Actinopteri; Cypriniformes; Leuciscidae
Gene: ano6
Product: anoctamin 6
Biological process (GO): chloride transmembrane transport; calcium activated phosphatidylcholine scrambling; calcium activated phosphatidylserine scrambling
Cellular component (GO): plasma membrane
Molecular function (GO): chloride channel activity; protein dimerization activity
Source: RefSeq, a predicted model, not a curated record